This is a messenger RNA of Mycena indigotica, 987 nucleotides long. RefSeq names its product Amidohydrolase 2. The transcript has 6 exons. The coding region runs from base 1 to 987 and encodes 328 amino acids. Gene Ontology annotation, molecular function: carboxy-lyase activity; hydrolase activity. Gene Ontology annotation, cellular component: cytoplasm. The record is from RefSeq and is a predicted model, not a curated record. NCBI's taxonomy places the organism in Eukaryota, Fungi, Basidiomycota, Agaricomycetes, Agaricales, Mycenaceae. Gene Ontology annotation, biological process: secondary metabolic process.
AUGCCUAGUGGUCAUUGGCAGUCCCGACCCAUUCAACGAAUCGAUAUCCACCACCAUUACUUCGAGGCGACCCUCGACAAGGCGAACGCAAGUAAGAAGGUCGGAUGGUUGACUCCAGCAGAAAACCUUCCUUGGAGCCCCCAAGUCAGCCUCAAGUAUAUGGACGCGCAUGGCAUUGAUGUGGCCAUUCUAAGCUUUCCAGCCAUCUCCAGCGGCUCUAUAAGCACCGAAAAUCGCGAAAAGACGCGUCAGCGAAACCUUGCGAUGGCCGAAAUCUGUCGAACACACCCUACCAGAUUCGGCUUCUUCGCUACACUUCCCUUUUUGCGCGAUGUGGAAGGUGCUCUUGCGGAAAUUGCAUUUGCUCUGGACGAGUUGGGUGCUGAUGGGAUUUCGUUGUCUUCGUGUUAUGGAGAAGGAGACGAUGCGGUCUACAUUGGAGACGACUUGUUCGACGCGAUCUGGCGCGAAUUGAAUCACCGCAGAACCGUUGUUUUCCUCCAUGGCGCACAGACCCCGUCGUCUACUCCUUACCCACAUCCAUUUCUGGGAAUUCCAGUGACCGAGGUGCCAGGGGAAACGUUUAAAGCAGCGGCACAUCUGGUUGUCAGCGGUCGCAAACGCAAGUAUCCCAACACGAAAAUAAUUCUCGCUCAUCUCGGAGGGAGUACACCAUUUCUGGCGGCGCGAGUGGCGGCACUUUCAGCUCAUAUGGGAUGCGAACUGAGUCCUGAGCAAGUCAUACAAGACUUUCAAACUUUCUAUUUUGAAUCGGCGCUAAGUGCACAUCCGACUACGCUCAGACUGAUGCAGUCUUUCGUGGGACCAGAACGAAUCUUGUUUGGAACAGACUUUCCAGCUGUUAGUGCAGAGACCGCGGGGUGGUACACCAAGCAUUUGGAGGACUUUUAUAGAGAUAACAAACCAGACUUAGAAGCCAUCACUCUCGACAACGCUCUCCAGCUCUUUAGAAAACAUCCAGAUUAA